Molecule: messenger RNA, 687 nt
Organism: Arabis nemorensis
Lineage: Eukaryota; Viridiplantae; Streptophyta; Magnoliopsida; Brassicales; Brassicaceae
Source: the annotation of a GenBank genome assembly
AUGCAACUGAUGAAGUCUGAUUUUGAGGACUCUGUACGGCUUCAUAUGGAAUGUUGCGUGGGGUACUUAAAUAUAAAUGAGGAAAUGCAGUACGUGUUAAACAUUCCUUUAUCGGGUUUAUAUCUGAGUUCAAUCAACCAUGCUGGGAUUUCUUCGGAUUAUCCUACAUCGACACUUGCUCCUGCUGCGCAUGGCAAAAUUGCUGUCUAUAGAUAUCUUAACACGAUUUACUGUCUUGCACCUGUAGAAACAAAGGAAAGAAUUGUAGCAAACUUGGCAAAUUUUGCAUAUGACCCUUACAACUACACGAUUUUACGUCAGCUAAAUGUGUUGGAACUAUUCAUAGACUGUAUAACAGAGCCAAAUGAGAAGCUUGUGGAAUUUGGGAUAGGAGGCAUAUGCAACGCUUGUGCUGAGCCGAAGAAUGCUGCUACCAUUGUCGAGGCUGAUGGAAUUCCUCUUAUAAUCAAAUGUCUAUCAAGCCCUGUCCGGAACACUGUAAAUUAUGCGCUUGGGGCUUUGUAUUACAUGUGUGACUAUAACAGAGCAACAAGAGAGGGGAUUGUGAGUCGAGCCGAAGUAGUUGAUCUCAUCAAGAGGUAUGCAGCAGCUGAAUCUGUCAGUGUAAGCUUUAGUAACUUGGCUAAGGCGUUUCUUGACAAACAUGUUGAUGCAAAUAACACAUGA